This is a messenger RNA of Hemicordylus capensis (graceful crag lizard), 1190 nucleotides long. It is a transcript of the gene NFYC, whose product is annotated as nuclear transcription factor Y subunit gamma. Gene Ontology annotation, molecular function: protein heterodimerization activity; DNA-binding transcription activator activity, RNA polymerase II-specific; DNA binding. Gene Ontology annotation, biological process: regulation of DNA-templated transcription. The coding region runs from base 32 to 1039 and encodes 335 amino acids. NCBI's taxonomy places the organism in Eukaryota, Metazoa, Chordata, Lepidosauria, Squamata, Cordylidae. The record is from RefSeq and is a predicted model, not a curated record. The transcript has 10 exons. Gene Ontology annotation, cellular component: CCAAT-binding factor complex; nucleus.
GCCAUUGUGUGUCCUUCCUGGGGUUUCCAGAAUGUCCACAGAUGGAGGCUUUGGUGCAGGGAGCAACAGCGAUGCCCAGCAAUGCCUUCAGUCUUUCUGGCCUCGGGUCAUGGAGGAGAUCCGGAACCUAACAGUGAAAGACUUCAGAGUUCAGGAACUUCCACUGGCACGCAUUAAGAAGAUAAUGAAACUAGAUGAAGAUGUGAAGAUGAUCAGUGCAGAAGCACCGGUGCUGUUUGCCAAAGCUGCUCAGAUAUUCAUCACAGAGCUGACGUUACGGGCCUGGAUCCACACCGAGGACAACAAGCGUCGGACCUUGCAGAGAAAUGACAUUGCCAUGGCCAUCACCAAGUUUGACCAGUUUGACUUUCUCAUUGAUAUCGUUCCGAGGGAUGAGCUGAAGCCUCCCAAGCGCCAGGAGGAGGUGCGUCAAGCCGUGACACCGGCGGAGCCCGUCCAGUACUACUUCACGCUUGCCCAGCAGCCUGCCGCUGUCCAGGUGCAAGGGCAGCAGCAAGGGCAGCAGACGACCACGUCCACCACCACGCUCCAGCCGGGACAGAUCAUCAUCGCGCAGCCACAGCAAGGGCAGGCCACCCCGGUAACUAUGCAAGUUGGCGAAGGUCAGCAGGUGCAGAUUGUCCAGGCGCAGCCGCAAGGGCAGACGCAGCAAGCACAGAGCGGGACGGGGCAGACCAUGCAGGUCAUGCAGCAGAUCAUCACGAACACAGGCGAGAUCCAGCAGAUCCCGGUCCAGCUGAAUGCCGGCCAGCUGCAGUAUAUCCGCCUAGCCCAGCCUGUGUCUGGCACCCAGGUGGUGCAGGGCCAGAUCCAGACACUUGCAGCCAACACACAGCAGAUCGCGCAGACAGAAGUCCAGCAAGGACAGCAGCAGUUCAGCCAGUUCACCGAUGGACAGCAACUGUACCAGAUCCAGCAAGUGACCAUGCCUGCCGGCCAGGACAUCACCCAGCCUAUGUUUAUCCAAUCCACCAAUCAGACGACGGAUGGACAGGCCCCCCAGGUUUCAGGGGACUGAACUGGCCCAGCCAGAAGGCCUCUGGAAAGGAGGGAAUUUGCAUCAACUUGAUUCCGAUGUACUGCCCACCUGGUUUGGAGGCCCUCUCCCCCCCCCGCCCUGUUCCCCCAAUCCCUUCCUUAAAAUAAAUCUUCAUUUGCUACAAAGCCUC